Triplophysa dalaica is the source of this 2341-nucleotide messenger RNA. It is a transcript of the gene sars1, whose product is annotated as seryl-tRNA synthetase 1. Gene Ontology annotation, cellular component: cytosol. The record is from RefSeq and is a predicted model, not a curated record. The transcript has 11 exons. The coding region runs from base 62 to 1603 and encodes 513 amino acids. Lineage: Eukaryota; Metazoa; Chordata; Actinopteri; Cypriniformes; Nemacheilidae. Gene Ontology annotation, molecular function: serine-tRNA ligase activity; tRNA binding; ATP binding. Gene Ontology annotation, biological process: seryl-tRNA aminoacylation.
UUUCUCUCAUUUCCUUCUUUCGUUACGCUAGACUGCAGUGCUCAACUCAUCCUUACCCACCAUGGUGCUCGAUUUAGACCUGUUUCGCACCGAUAAAGGCGGCGAUCCCGAAAUCGUGAAGGAAAUACAGAGGAAACGGUUCAAAGAUGUGUCUCUGGUGGAUAAACUUGUUCAGGCGGACACGGAGUGGAGAAAAUGUCGCUUUACUGCAGAUCACCUAAACAAAGCCAAGAAUCUGUGCAGCAAAGCCAUUGGUGAAAAAAUGAAGAAAAAAGAACCAGUUGGUGACGACGAAACUCUCCCAGAAGAAGCACAGAACCUGGAAGCCCUCACUGCAGACACGCUAUCACCCCUCACGGUGACUCAGAUUAAGAAGGUACGGUUAUCGAUAGAUGAGGCUGUACAGAAGACAGACAACGAUCGGCUAAAGCUGGAGGCGGAGCGCUUUGAGUACCUGAGAGAGAUCGGUAACGUCCUUCACCCCUCUGUGCCCAUCAGCAACGAUGAGGAUGCUGAUAACAAGGUGGAACGCACUUGGGGCGACUGCACGGUGCAGAAGAAGUACUCCCACGUGGACCUGGUUGUCAUGGUGGACGGUUACGACGGGGAAAAAGGAGCCAUUGUAGCGGGAAGCAGAGGAUAUUUCCUCAAGGGGCCUUUAGUUUUCUUGGAGCAGGCUUUAAUCAACUACGCACUGCGAAUCCUGUACAGCAAGAACUACAACCUUCUCUACACACCCUUCUUCAUGAGGAAAGAAGUUAUGCAGGAGGUUGCUCAACUGAGCCAGUUUGACGAUGAACUCUACAAGGUGAUUGGAAAGGGGAGCGAGAAGUCCGAUGACAACACCGUGGAUGAGAAGUACUUGAUUGCCACAUCCGAGCAGCCAAUCGCAGCCUUCCUGAGAGAUGAGUGGCUGAAGCCAGAGGACCUCCCUAUGCGCUAUGCCGGCCUCUCCACCUGCUUCAGACAGGAAGUGGGCUCUCACGGUAGAGACACGAGGGGGAUCUUCAGGGUCCAUCAGUUUGAGAAGAUCGAGCAGUUUGUGUACUCCUCUCCUCAUGAUGAUAAGUCCUGGGAGAUGUUUGAUGAGAUGAUUGGAACAGCUGAAAGUUUUUAUCAGUCGUUGGGAAUUCCCUACCGCAUCGUGAACAUUGUGUCAGGUGCCUUGAACCAUGCAGCUAGUAAAAAACUGGAUUUAGAAGCUUGGUUCCCAGCCUCCCAGGCCUUUAGAGAGCUUGUGUCCUGCUCAAACUGCACGGAUUACCAGGCUCGCCGCCUGCGUAUUCGCUACGGUCAGACCAAAAAGAUGAUGGACAAGGCUGAGUUUGUGCACAUGCUAAACGCAACCAUGUGCGCGACUACGCGUGUCAUGUGUGCCAUCUUGGAGAACUUCCAGACGGAGGAAGGUGUUAUUGUUCCAGAACCACUCAAGGCGUUCAUGCCUCCUGGUUUAACAGAAAUGAUCAAGUUUGUAAAGCCAGCUCCUAUCGACCAGGAGGCAACCAAGAAGCUUAAGAAACAGCAGGAAGGAGGAAAGAAGAAAAAAGGCGGAGAUGCUGAUCUACAGAACAAAGUGGAGAGCAUGUCAGUCAACGACUCUUAGACCAUCCCUGGCGGUCCCGGCCAAUCGUAACGGCUCUUCACAAACCCUACAUUUUGUGUUCCACCCUCCUAUUCACUGUCAUUGGCCAAUAAAGCUGUCGCUUCAUUUUAUCCAUUUUAUCCUCUCAGACACUUCAGGGUUCUGUUGCGGUGAUGGCAGUCUAUCAGUGAUUAUAAUUUCACGUUUAGGAUUACAUCUGGAGUCAUUUCCAAAUCUGCUUCCUGUGGUUGGGGUUGUUGAAUUCUUUCAUUAGAAUGCAUGGUGUUGACAGACAAUUAGCCUUUCAAUCAGAAUGCUGACACUGUAAUUUUAUGAGGCAUUGUUAAGUGCAGUUUAUUUCAAACAUGUAACCAAAGUUCAAAGAGAACAUGCAUGAGUAUGAACAGUUCGUACUGAGAUACACUGCAUCAGGAGGGUGUUUGGUUCUGUACAAUAAAAACACUUAAUUCUCCAACAUCUAGUCUUUCAAAUAAUAUUUGAAGGAAGGGUACUUAUUGAUCUAAAAGCACUCACUAUCCACAUUGCUACAAACCUUAAAGUGAUGGAGCGAGUAAUUAUGAUUGAACUUACUGUUUUCUCUAUGUGAUUUGUCUGUAAAACGGGGAUUGUGAUCAUAUGUACAGUACUUGCUUGACAUGCCUGGUGCGAGUUGUCAGUAGGACUGCAUUUGCGAAUAAAGACACACCUAAGAAAAGAGUAAAUUGUCUGGUCACUGAGAUAAAAUUUGCUUUACAUUAA